Procambarus clarkii (red swamp crayfish) is the source of this 1320-nucleotide messenger RNA. The record is from RefSeq and is a predicted model, not a curated record. NCBI's taxonomy places the organism in Eukaryota, Metazoa, Arthropoda, Malacostraca, Decapoda, Cambaridae.
AUGCAGGUAAUGGAGGUCCUCUUGGCGAUGGUGGUUCUGUUGCAGGUGGUGUCGUCGGCGCCAGAGAAGCGCCUCUUCCAGCAGCCACUGGGAUAUGCGAACCGGAGGCCAGUUGAUCCCUUUCCCGCGGAAGGGACGAGGAAGGAAUCCCAUUCCAAAAGGCUCAGUUCUAGACAGGAUUACGAGGCUCGUCUGGAGUCGUAUCGGCAUCCUGUUAGGACCUAUCGACAGCCUGUGUAUGGUUCACUACAGGCGUAUCAUGAACCACCUCGAAUCCCUGGACAGAGCUACCAAGAACCACCUCGAACCACUGUACAGAGCUACCAUGAACCACCACGAACCCCUGUACAGAGCUACCAAGAACCACCACGAACCCCUGUACAGAGCUUCAAUGAACCACCACGAACCCCUGUACAGAGCUACCAAGAACCACCACGAACCCCUGUACAGAGCUACCAAGAACCACCACGAACCCCUGUACAGAGCUACCAAGAACCACCACGAACCCCUGUACAGAGCUUCAAUGAACCACCACGAACCCCUGUACAGAGCUACCAAGAACCACCACGAACCCCUGUACAGAGCUACCAAGAACCACCACGAACCCCUGUACAGAGCUACCAAGAACCACCUCGAACCCCUGUACAGAGCUUCAAUGAACCACCACGAACCCCUGCACAGAGCUACCAUGAACCACCACGAACCCCUGUACAGAGCUUCAAUGAACCACCACGAACCCCUGUACAGAGCUACCAUGAACCACCACGAACCCCUGUACAGAGCUACCAUGAACCACCACGAACCCCUGUACAGAGCUACCAUGAACCACCACGAACCCCUGUACAGAGCUUCAAUGAACCACCACGAACCCCUGUACAGAGCUACCAAGAACCACCUCGAACCUCUGGACAGACCUACGAUGAACCACUUCGAACCCCUGUACAGAGCUACCAAGAACCACUUCGAAUCCAUUCCCAGACCUACCAACAGCCUGCCCCAGAAUACACGGCUCCGCCUCACUAUGACUUCACGUACAUCGUGGGUGAUGAGGAUCCCUACGGGGGACAGGUAGACUUCGGCCACCAGGAGACCCGGGAUCUGGGCUACACCUCCGGCAGUUACUACAUCCUGCUUCCGGACUCUCGCAUGAUGAAGGUGGUAUACUACGCUGAUCAUACCGGCUUCCACCCCGUCUACACCUACGAGGACGACGCUGUCUACACCCCUCAGCCCCCUUCUGUCUACUCCCCUCAACCAGACCCCUACCUGCCUCCAUCAUCUCUCCGAUACUCGAGUCCCAGUGAGAAACAUGAGACCUGA